Ogataea angusta is the source of this 966-nucleotide messenger RNA. RefSeq lists its product as uncharacterized. The coding region runs from base 1 to 966 and encodes 321 amino acids. The transcript has 2 exons. The record is from RefSeq and is a predicted model, not a curated record. Lineage: Eukaryota; Fungi; Ascomycota; Pichiomycetes; Pichiales; Pichiaceae.
AUGGUCGCCUUUGAGCUCCGCCAUCUGCUGGACACCGCCGACACGCACUCUGUGGCGCGGCUGGGCAAGCUGGUGAACCGCCGGUUCCAGACUGCCCGCCAGCACGCGCUCGAACAGCCCGUCCUGGGCAGAACAAGCCCGCGCCAGGCCGUCGACGAGGCCGCCCCUCUGCCGUCCAAGAGCCACGUUCUCAAGGCCCACAGCAAGGCCGGCUACAUUGCCGGGUCCGACAUUGUCCGCAUGUACCAGCUGAAACCUACGAAAUACGCCGCCAAGCCCGUUAUCAGAGACAUCAUCAAGGGCCGGUACGUGCAGACGCUGCAGCCGACGGGCGCGCACUAUGUGUUUUUCGACUCGUUCGCCGACGCGGCGGUGUUCUGGAGCGACGUGCGGUCGGCCCUGUUCAACGGCUCGUACGUGUCGUUCACCUUUGUGAACUUUGAGGACGAGAUGGGUCAGAUGUUUUUUCCGGUGCUUGCCGACACAAGAAUCCGCAAGGAGCUGGUGGACUGGGACGCGCUCAAGCAGAGCAUGGACCACAAAAUGCAUGCGUUGCAGGAAAGCCCCCAUCUGUCGAAACUGCUUGCUCUCCUCAAACAACAGCCGUGGCUGGACACACAGCAGGACCGCAGCCUGCUCGAGUUUCUGCAACAGCACCCUGUCGAGCGGGCCGCUAAUAUCUGGGCCAUCUCGGCGGGAACAGCACCGCGAGCCGCGAAAAAGCUGGUUUUCAAUGAGAUUGUCUCCAACUUAAAGACCUUCAAAUUGAAAAACACAGCACCACGACAGUGCCGAGGGUGGAGAAAGGCGUUUGGGGUUUUUGAGCCGUCUGGAGCGUGCUACCGAUCGGCCACCGGCGUGGUUGCACCGCUGAGCGCCGCCGAACGUUUGGCUGCCAGAGAAGUCUGCUGCGGCAGAGUGCACUAUUUAUCGAAAUAUUUCCAAAUAUUUAGAUUAUUCAAGUAA